GUAGCCACCUCCAAUUAUGACCAAAGCCUUGUUCAGUUUGAAUUCUUAUACGUUACUCAAUCUUCAAUCUUCUCUCUGUUGCAGUGAAUCAGACCUUCUUCAUCUUCAACCUCCCUUUUCAUCCAUGUUUUCCCAGUUUCUCUCUCUCUUCCUCUCCUCUUUCUUCUUCCUCAAUUCACCUUCAGUAUCAGUAUCAGCUACUGAGUUCAUCUUCAACAGCUUCAACUCCACCAGUCUCUUGCUCUAUGGCAACGCCACCAUACAAAAUUCUCUUCUCUUUCUCACAAACGAGACCACCUUUUCCAUCGGACGUGCUCUUUACCCUUCUAAAGUCCCCACAAGAUCACCUAACUCAACCCACCUCCUUCCCUUCUCUUCCUCCUUCAUUUUCUCCAUUGCUCCCUACAAAAAUCGCCUCCCUGGCCAUGGGUUUGCCUUCUUAUUUGCGCCCACCACCGGCAUGGAUGGUGUAAGUUCAUCUCAGCAUCUCGGACUGUUUAAUUUCACCAAUGAUGGAAAGUCGACUAACCAUGUUUUUGCUGUUGAGUUUGAUGUGUUUGAGAAUCAAGAAUUCAAUGAUAUCGAUGAUAAUCAUGUAGGGGUGGAUGUGAACUCAUUGACAUCUCUUACGUCCCAUGAAGCAGGGUAUUGGAGAGGGGAUGAUGAUGAUGAUGAGAACUUCGAAGAACUGGAGCUCAAUAAUGGCGAGAAUUAUCAAGUAUGGAUUGAGUAUAUGGAUUCGCGAAUAAAUGUUACCAUGGAGCGUGCAGGCAGGAAGAGGCCUGAUCAGCCAUUGAUCAGCGCAGUUGUUAAUCUUUCUGAUGUUCUUCUAGAUGAAAUGUAUGUGGGGUUUUGUGGAGCCACUGGACAGUUAGUUGAGGGUCAUAUCAUUCAGUCAUGGAGCUUCAGUCAAUCGAAUUUUUCGAUCGGUGAUGCUUUGGAAACCAUGAAUUUGGCUUCUUUUGUUCUUCCAAAGGGGUCUGUUUUUAGAUCCAAAGGGUUUGCUUUAGGGGUUAGCCUUGGUUCUGCAGUUCUUCUUGUGGGGUUGGGGGUUAUGUUGUAUGUUGCUUUGGUCCGGAGGAGGAAGAAAAGGGCCAUAGGGGAGGAAAUCCAGGAAUGGGAACUGGAGUACUGGCCUCACCGAAUUGGUUACAGGGAAAUUUACACUGCAACAGAUGGUUUCUCAGAGAAAAACGUCAUCGGGUUCAGCAGUAACGGCAAGGUCUAUAAAGGGGUUCUGGUGGGAGGAGCAGAAGUUGCAGUGAAGUCCAUUCCUCAUGAAAAUGAGGAUGGAAUGAAAGCAUUCCUGGCGGAGGUUUCCAGCCUAGGCAGGUUGAAGCAUAGGAACUUAGUGGGGUUAAGAGGCUGGUGCAAGAAGGAGAAAGGAGACCUGAUUUUGGUAUAUGAUUAUAUGGAAAAUGGGAGUUUGGACAAGAGGAUCUUCCACCAGUAUCCUGAAAGUAUGAUGUUGAGCUGGGAAGAGAGGGCUCGAGUUCUGAAGGAUGUUGGCCAUGGGAUCUUGUAUUUGCAUGAGGGCUGGGAAGCCACGGUCUUACACAGAGACAUAAAGGCAAGCAAUGUGUUGCUUGACAAGGAUAUGAAUGCCAGACUAGGCGAUUUCGGGUUAGCCCGGAUGCAUCAUCAUGGGGACUUGGCUAACACAACUCGGGUGGUUGGCACACUAGGAUACAUGGCUCCUGAAGUGAUUAGAACCGGGCGAGCCACCGUCCAAACCGAUGUGUUUGGCUUUGGGGUCCUGGUUCUAGAGGUGGUGUGUGGGAGGGAGCCUAUCCAGCACAACAAGCCAGGCUUGGUUGAUUGGGUAUGGAGGUUGAUGAAAAGAGGGGAGUUGGUUUUGGCUUUGGAUGAGCGGCUUAAGGCUAGGGGAGGAUACAGGGAGGAGGAAGUGGAGAGGGUCCUUCAGAUUGGGUUGUUGUGUGCCCAUCCGGACCCUCGCCGGAGACUGAUGAUGAGGCAAGUGGUCAAGGCAUUGGAGGGGAGAAGCGAGGGGUAUGAGUCUGAAGAGGGAAUGGAUGUGAGUUUGCUUCAUUCUGCAGAGUGGUCUAAGCGUAAUAGCUACUCUGGCGGAGGAGGGCACCCUACAUUUGAUGAUAUUCAAAAGAGUCUUCUUUGUUCCACAUCUCUAUCAGUGUCUGAUAUCAUCCUGGAGGGUCGGUGAUAAUGUGUCAAGCACCCAGUUUCUUUCCCUGAUAAUGUACCCUGCAGUCAUGGCAUUCUUUUUUUUUUUUUUUUUAUGAUGUUGGUGAGAUAUAUUUUUUAAUUUCAUUCAUAUAUCUUGGUUUGAAAUGGCCCAUUGUGAGUGGAGAUCUUUUCAUGCUUAAU
Messenger RNA from Vitis riparia (riverbank grape), 2343 nucleotides. Its product is annotated as L-type lectin-domain containing receptor kinase VII.1-like. The coding region runs from base 17 to 2179 and encodes 720 amino acids. Gene Ontology annotation, cellular component: plasma membrane. Gene Ontology annotation, molecular function: ATP binding; protein kinase activity; carbohydrate binding. The transcript has a single exon. The record is from RefSeq and is a predicted model, not a curated record. Lineage: Eukaryota; Viridiplantae; Streptophyta; Magnoliopsida; Vitales; Vitaceae. Gene Ontology annotation, biological process: protein phosphorylation.